Zalophus californianus (California sea lion) is the source of this 1258-nucleotide messenger RNA. RefSeq names its product myosin light chain 4 (gene MYL4). Bases 2 to 1072 code for a protein of 356 amino acids. Gene Ontology annotation, cellular component: myosin II complex. Gene Ontology annotation, molecular function: calcium ion binding. NCBI's taxonomy places the organism in Eukaryota, Metazoa, Chordata, Mammalia, Carnivora, Otariidae. The record is from RefSeq and is a predicted model, not a curated record. The transcript is spliced from 9 exons.
GAUGGGGGAGGCCGAGCGAUUACCGAGUACCUCCGAGCGGUACACGGAAAUACCCGAAGUGGAGAGAUCCGCGCGGGAGCCAGACGGAAAAGCCCGAAGGAGGCCGGAAACUCCCGAGGCCGAUCGGCGAAGGAGGAGACCGUUGCCGAAAAUUGUCGAGGAUUCCCGGAGACUACCGAGUCCGAUCCAGAACGUAGUUUUCUCCCUUCGGCCACGCCUUCACUCCCGCACGCCACGCCCAAUCGGCCACCCUAGGCUGGGCCACGCCCAAUCGGCGACGGGCCGGCUGGGCGUGGCUUGCCGAAGCGGGCGGGGAGCGUUACGUGGCCGGACUACCGUCUCCGCUCGCCACUCAACCCCUGCGGAUCAGCUGAUGAGCGGUAUAUUAAGCAGAGGCUUCCAUCUCUCCCGGAGAUCCCAACAAGACAACAUGCCUCCCAAGAAGCCUGAGCCUAAGAAGGAAGUGGCCAAGGCCGCUCCAGCCUCUGCCCCAGCCCCAGCUCCUGAGCCCCCCAAGGAACCUGCCUUUGAUCCCAAGAGUGUAAAGAUAGACUUCACUGCCGACCAGAUCGAAGAAUUCAAAGAGGCUUUCUCGUUGUUUGACCGGACGCCGACUGGAGAGAUGAAGAUCACCUAUGGGCAGUGUGGGGACGUGCUGCGGGCACUGGGCCAGAACCCCACCAACGCCGAGGUGCUGCGUGUCCUGGGCAAACCGAAGCCUGAAGAGAUGAAUGCGAAGAUGCUGGACUUCGAGACGUUCCUGCCCAUCCUGCAGCAUAUCUCCCGCAACAAGGAGCAGGGCACCUAUGAGGACUUUGUGGAAGGGCUGCGUGUUUUCGACAAGGAGAGUAAUGGCACAGUCAUGGGUGCUGAGCUUCGCCAUGUCCUCGCCACCCUGGGCUCUGCAGGAACAACCUUCCUCCAACUGGGUCUGCUCAGCUGGGCUUGGAAGGAGAGGAGAGCAGGAGAGAAGAUGACUGAGGCUGAGGUGGAGCAGCUUUUGGCUGGGCAAGAGGAUGCCAACGGGUGCAUCAAUUACGAAGCCUUUGUCAAACACAUCAUGUCUGGGUGAAGCAGAGCCCUCAGGGUGCCUGGCCCUGGGCCAUAACCUUUCUGGGGCGAGUUAAGCCAGAGGCCCAGAGUGACUGAGCUGGAGCUGGGGAGCUGGGGUCCUGGACUUGCCACUGCAUCACAGCCCCGAGGACACCCUGGGCCAGUAGCCCACCCUGUAAAUAAACGGUUCUGGCAAGCCUGGGCC